AUGCGGUCGUCACUCCUUUCUUCCCUCCUCUGCCUCUGCCUGGCCACCUCGUCGACCUCGGCCCGCCACGUUCACCAGCUCCGCGCCGAUUUCAACCUCGCUUCCCUCCCGCAGGCCCACUCGGCCCGCGGCCUCCCCGCCGCAGACGGCAAAAAGGGCGUCCUCCUCAUGAACCGCAUCGGGCCCUCAACCUCGGAGCUCUACAUCGCCAACGCGGACGGCACAAACGAGCAGAAGCUCCUCGGCAACGCCUCGAGCUUCGAGUACCACGCCGCCUUCUCCCCGGACGGCAAAUACGUCACCUUCACCACCGAGCGCAACGGCGACGGCAACUCCGACCUCUACCGGUGCAGCUUCUCUGCUGGCACCACGAGCGGUAGCAACACCACCUCCGCCUCAGCGUCGUGCUCCAAUGUGGAAGAGCUCAUCGCCACGCCCUCCGUCGAAGACGCGGGCGCCCUCUCCCCAGACGGGACCAAAGUCGCCUACGUCUCUACCGAGAACGGCUACCGCGCCAACAUCUGGGUCCUAGACAUCGCCACCGGCGCGCGCCGCAACCUCACAAACACCCACGAGAUCGCCGGCGACCCCUUGCUGCCCGACGGCCACUUCAGACCCAGCUGGUCCCCGGACGGCGAGUGGAUCGCCUUCGCCUCGGACCGCAACACGGCCUGGCGGGGCCACGGCAACGGUACCGGCUGGGAACACACCCAGGAGCUCUCUGUCUACGUCGUCCGGCCGGACGGCUCUGGGUUCCGCCAGGUCGCCACCAAGACGGGAUACUGUCUCGGCUCGCCGAAAUGGAGCCCGGACGGGAAGCGCAUCCUCUACUACGAGAUCACCACCGAGCAGACGUGGGACGCGCACCGGCCCGAGUCCCUCGCCGCUGCCGUCUCCCAGAUCGUCUCGGUCGACUUCGAAACGGGAGAAGAUCGCAUCGAGCAUACCUCGGGCGCCAGCGUCAAGAUGUUCCCGCAAUGGUUGGCUGAUGAUGACAGCACCUCAGACGGGUCCAGCAGCAGCAACAACAUCGCCUACCUGAUCAAGGGCGGCGACAACGAAGGAUACAACUACACCUCAGGCGCCCACCCGCCCGUCAAAGCAGCGAUUCGCUCGCCAGCCUGGUCCCCAGACGGCCGCUUCGUCAUCUACGAAAAAGUAGGCUUCACCGCCCGCGCCAUGGAGAAGCCCCUCUACAGCUGGGAUGCGGACUGGGAAUACCGCUCCACCGACGUCUUCCCCCAGCUCUCCCUACAAGGCCGCCUCGUCAUCACCCAAAAGCAGCUCGGCAACUCCUCCAUCGUCUCCAUGAACCCGGACGGCACCGACCUCAAGCUCGUCUUCGACUCCUCCAAAACGGGCGAGAUCGACGCCGCCCUCGUCGCAAAGGGUCUCGCUGGCGCCUUCCAACCAGCCUGGUCCAGCGACGGCCAGUGGAUCGCCUUCGGCCUCGGCUCCUGGUUCCAGUCCCGCGCGACGGGCAAAGCCCGCGUCUACCGCACGACCUCCAACGGCAGCUUCUACGAGGCGCUGACGGACGGCUCCGUCCACUCCGGGUUUCCCUCGUACAGCCCAGAUGGCCGCAGCCUCGUCUUCCGCGAGUGGGGUGUCCGCUACGGCCUCCGCGUCAUCGACCUCGAGACCAAGACGGUGCGAAGCCUGACCAACGCGACGGACAACCUGCCCUUCUGGUCGCCCGACGGCGAGCGCAUCGUCUUCACGCGCAAGACGUCGGCGACGAAUUUCGACGUGUGCACCAUCCGGCCCGACGGCUCGGACUUGCAGACGCUCACGUCCAGCGGCGCAAACGACGCGCACGCCGUGUGGUCGCACGACGGGCGGAUCUUGUAUUCCAGCGGUAUGUACGGGUUCCGGGACGAGGCGGCCAUCUAUGAUCAGACGUUCCAGCCGUACGGGCAGAUCAUCGUCAUGGACGCCGACGGGUCGAAUAAGCGGAUGCUUACGGAUAGUUUAUGGGAGGAUUCUAUGCCGUUGUAUGUGCCCAACGAGUUUCUCGUCUAG
Colletotrichum fioriniae is the source of this 2022-nucleotide messenger RNA. RefSeq names its product Zinc-binding oxidoreductase alcohol dehydrogenase. The record is from RefSeq and is a predicted model, not a curated record. Lineage: Eukaryota; Fungi; Ascomycota; Sordariomycetes; Glomerellales; Glomerellaceae.